UGCCUCAUCAUAACUGAAACUGUCCUCAACGAACCAGGAACCGUCUCAUCAUCUAAUAACACCGAGCUGGUGGAGAGAAAGCACCGGACUGACUACCUGAUGCAGAGGCUGGUGGAGGAGGAAGAAGAAGAAGUGUUGAGCGUCGUGGGAGGGCGGGCCACCUGUGACGGCUCGUGAGUGGAGGAGAGCCUCUCCAGUGUGUGUCGUUCAGUGGGUGUUUGUGUGCUUCAGAGGGUGUUUCGGCGUUUAAAGUCCACUUGGAUUAUCUGGAGCUCAAGGAAACAUAUCUCUCUCUUCGAGGAAUCUGUCCAUGAUUCAGGUUCCUUCAGUACAGCACGGUGAAAGAGGCCGCCUGCCAGUGCCAGCGAGUGGGUGUGUGUGAGUCGUAGGGUGAAUAUGUUUGUGUGAGUGCCUUUUGCAUGUGCAUACACCCUGGUCGGAGAGCGUGUGUGUCCCACGAGACGCUCGGCGGAGAUGCUGGCAACUCGAUCCUCUGCGGUGCGGCUCCUGCUGCUGAGCUGCUGUGUGUGCGUGGCAGCCGGCUACCCGUUCAGAACGCCCCUGGACCUGGAUGUGACUCCACGCGUCACCGUGUUGAGCAGCGGUCUCCAAGGCUGCAGACGUUUCCAGUCCUCUGCAGUCAACUACAGCACCAUGUUGCUGGAGGCUGACAGUGAACGUCUCUACGUCGGCGCCCGGGGGGCUGUAUUCGCUCUCAAUGCCUCUGACAUUUCAGCCAGCUCCGCUCUCACUAUUGAGUGGGAAGCCUCCCCCGAGCAAAAACGUCAGUGUCUGCUCAAGGGAAAAGACAAUAAGACGGAGUGUUUUAAUCACAUCCGCUUCCUCCAGAGGUUCAACGCGACUCAUCUCUACAUGUGUGGGACUCAUGCCUUCAGACCCCUCUGUGUAUACAUAGACGAGGAGCGGUUUGUGAUGUCAUCUCAGCCUGAGGAAGGCAAAGACAAAUGUCCCUACGACCCGACGACAGGCUACACUGCCCUCUUCAUCGACCAGCAGAUGUAUACAGCUUCCCAGUACGAGUUCAGGAGCUUUCCAGAUAUCCGACGCAACUCUCCGCCCCCCACACUGAAGACAGAAGACGCCCCCACACGCUGGCUGAACGAGGCCGACUUCGUGGGCUCAACUCUGGUGAGGGAGAGUUUGGGUAGCAGCACCGGCGAUGAUGAUAAGAUCUACUACUUCUUCACAGAGAGGAGCCAGGAGCAGACGACGACCUACAGCCACAGCAGGGUGGCACGAGUGGCUCGCGUUUGUAAGGGGGACCGGGGAGGCCGUUUAACUCUCCAGAAACGCUGGACGUCCUUCCUCAAGGCCAGGCUGACAUGUUCUCUGCCAGAGUACGACUUCCACUUCAACAUGCUGCGCAGCGUGUUCGUCAUGCCCGGCCUCACGCCACAGGACACGCUCUUCUACGGCAUCUUCGGCCUGGAGUGGAAAAACGUGAAGGCGUCUGCGGUGUGUCGGUUCUCUCUGUCUGAAGUCCAAGAGGCCUUUCAAGGACCAUACAUGGAGAACCAGGACUCCGGCUCUAAGUGGAAAGAAUACACUGGAAAGAUCCCUGACCCACGACCUGGAACGUGUAUAACUGACGCUCUGAGGGCCAGGGGCAUAAACGUGUCCACCUCCCUGCCUGAUGACGUGCUGAACUUCGUCCGGAGGCAUCCUCUGAUGUCCCAGCAGGUCCAACCUUCAGACAGACGCCCCCUUUUGUUUAGGCGGACCACAGACUACACACACAUGGCCGUACACACGAUCCAAGGCUUAGAUGGACGAACAUACCAUGUACUGUACAUGGGCACAGAUGAAGGCUGGUUACAUAAAGCUGUAGAAAUCGAGGGUCAGCUUCACAUUAUCGAGGAGCUUCAACUGUUUGAGGAACCACAACCUGUUAACAACCUGCUGCUAUCUGCAAAACAGAUGAGUGUGUACGUGGGCUCUCCAUCAGGCGUGGUGCAGCUUCCCCUCUCUAACUGUCGCAGAUACAACUCCUGCUACGACUGCAUCUUUGCCAGGGACCCUCACUGUGCCUGGAACGGAGCCCAGUGUGUGGACAUAAUGGCACAAGCAGACAGAUCCACUUUAAUCCAGGACAUCCAGCAGGGCAGCAGAGGAUGUGAAAGCACGCACGAUGACGUUGUCGUGCGGAGCCGCUCUGUGCGGGUGGGCGACGACGUGCUGCUGCAGUGUGAGCUCAGCUCCAACCUGGCGACGCCCCUCUGGACCCUGGAUGGCGGCGAGCUGCAGGGCUACGGCCUCAACUCCGGCUUCAGAACCGGCACAGAUGGACUGCUGGUCAUCGAGGCCCGGCAGGACCAGAGCGGGCUGUACACCUGCUACGCUGUCGAGAACCAUAUCAAUGUCGCCAUAGUUACCUACAACGUCACCAUCCGCCUGGACCUGCCCCUUCCCCCACAUGUUGAGCCAACUGAAGACCAUUACAGUUUCUUCGCCACCCCGCCAGCACCCACUGAGCGUCCCUCCUCCGAGAGGCCCAAGCCCCUGCCCCCGGCCGCUCUCCUACCCCGCUCAGAGCUGCUCUCCCCCAGGAGCAUGGAGGCCAUGUAUCUGUCCCUCAUCACCAUCCUCGGAGGCCUGUGUGUGGUCCUCACCGUGGUCCUCGUCUACGUGGGCUUCUGCCUGCGAGUGGGCAACAGAGGGAAGUACUCAUUACGCGCCGCAGCUUCUGCCUACCCAAACAAUAAGAAGCACAACAGGAAUAGGAAACAGCACAGAAACUCCUCCCACAUGGAGCUGAAGACCAUCUCAAGCCACUGCAACGGCAACGGCAUUUGUAAUGGAGUUUCAAAGCAGCGGAACGGCGACAUCCAGGAGGGAGGCUUCCUCCAGAUCGUCCCCGGCGAGGGUCAUCCAUCACCCAAUAAGGAGCCUCCUCCCCCGGCCCCUCCUCUCCCACCAACCCCACAGCACCCCUCUCCAGAGUGCGACUUCCCCAGCGGGCUGUCGGCCACGCUGCCCAGCGUCCUGAGGAGGAUGAAUGGCAACAGCUAUGUGCUGCUGAGGCAGAGCGAGUCUGAAAGCCCGUCAGCGCUCUGCUACUCCUUCUCGGAGGAGCUCAACAGGAUCUUAGAGAAGAGGAAACACACUCAGCUGCUGCCCAGGCCGGACGAGAGCUCCGUGUAGAGAGAUGUAGCUCCCCCUGUGGCGGGAGGACUGGUGUGUUCUUACCUGGUGCUGAAGUGCCUGUCAUAUGACGACUCAUUAUUGCUGAGGACUAAAGCAAUGAGGGAGUCUUAACUACAUUAUUUACUCGUUUUUUUUUUUACAAGUCCACAUUGAGACAUUACUUCUUUUUGAACCCUACGAGCUGCUCGACAAACUUAAUUACCAAAUUCCCCAAAACAUAACAAGUGAGAAUGAGAAAUGCCAGUGAAGGACUGAGCAUGAAAUGGAAAGAAAGUGCAACCUACCUCACCUCACUACUGCCCAGGAGGACUUCUGCAGUCAGUCUGUAGUCUGAUCUGAGUAUCAGGGCUGAGAUCUCAGCAGCAGAAAGCUCUCUGACCCACAAAGCACAAAACGGGGCCCACAGACUCCAGCGAGGAGCGGAGCCCCAUGGGAAUGUAAAUACAUGCGAAGACUUCUGCUGUGUGGCGGCCAUAUUUGGCUCGAUUCAGACUGGAGGGCAGCUAGCCAAAGUUUGUUUGCACUGACAAGUGCACAGAUGGCCUAUAUGCAUUUUUAAAACAUGACAUUCACACAUUAUAACUAUUGAGGGAGGUGGACAUGGUGAGCAAGGAAAUUUGGUUUCACCUUUAAUACUUACUAUUGCAAUAACCAACACAAAAUAAUAUACAGUAACUCAUGACAGCACAUAACACUCUACACCAGCCAUCAUUAAGAAAUGGUGAACUAAUCAUUAUUUAAUAUUGCUGUUACC
Sebastes umbrosus (honeycomb rockfish) is the source of this 3919-nucleotide messenger RNA. RefSeq names its product sema domain, immunoglobulin domain (Ig), transmembrane domain (TM) and short cytoplasmic domain, (semaphorin) 4Ga (gene sema4ga). The transcript is spliced from 15 exons. Lineage: Eukaryota; Metazoa; Chordata; Actinopteri; Perciformes; Sebastidae. Gene Ontology annotation, biological process: negative chemotaxis; semaphorin-plexin signaling pathway; neural crest cell migration. Gene Ontology annotation, molecular function: semaphorin receptor binding; chemorepellent activity. The coding region runs from base 475 to 3162 and encodes 895 amino acids. The record is from RefSeq and is a predicted model, not a curated record.